AUGGCUAAUCCUCAAUCCUCUGCUGCACAGACUUCUACCAACUACAAAGAGGCGUUUUCGCUGUAUGACAAGCGUGGCAAUGGCCGUGUUGCCCUCGAAUCCCUAGGCGACCUCCUGCGUGCCUGCGGCCAAAAUCCCACCCUGGCUGAGAUCAGAGACCUAGAGAAACAAGUUGGGGGCGACUUCGACUUUGACUCCUUCAGCAAGGUACUCAACCGACCGGGCGGCUUCCGAGACCCUGGCGAACCGGAAGAAUACUGUCGUGGUUUCCAGGUGUUUGACAAGGACAUGACCGGCUUCAUCGGAGUGGGCCAGUUGAGAUACAUUCUGACAAACCUGGGCGAGAAGAUGAGCGACGAAGAGGUGGACGAGCUUCUGAAGGCGGUCGACACCAGCAGUGGGGAGAUCAACUACAUGGAACUCGUCCGAACGAUCCUGGCCAACUAG
This is a messenger RNA of Fonsecaea erecta, 447 nucleotides long. RefSeq lists its product as hypothetical. The record is from RefSeq and is a predicted model, not a curated record. Gene Ontology annotation, cellular component: myosin II complex. Gene Ontology annotation, biological process: mitotic actomyosin contractile ring assembly. The coding region runs from base 1 to 447 and encodes 148 amino acids. NCBI's taxonomy places the organism in Eukaryota, Fungi, Ascomycota, Eurotiomycetes, Chaetothyriales, Herpotrichiellaceae. Gene Ontology annotation, molecular function: calcium ion binding. The transcript has 2 exons.